Molecule: messenger RNA, 2533 nt
Organism: Oncorhynchus keta (chum salmon)
Lineage: Eukaryota; Metazoa; Chordata; Actinopteri; Salmoniformes; Salmonidae
Gene: sertad3
Product: SERTA domain containing 3
Exons: 2
Coding region: 453-1265 (270 amino acids)
Cellular component (GO): nucleus
Molecular function (GO): transcription regulator activity
Source: RefSeq, a predicted model, not a curated record
UGCGUAGAAACACAUUAUCGGGUCUAACGGUCGUCUCGCGACAAAUCACAGGCAAAAGUUAUUUUGACGAAAAUGAAAACGUUUCAGUUUGUCACGAGGUUUGAGUAAUAAUAUGUUAAACUACUUACGAUAUUGGCUCAAUCGAGGGUGUGCUUUUAGAUUUCGAGAAAAUUGAGAACUAAUGAAGAAUUGUUCACUUCUCUCCUUGACUUGAUUUUGGCGAGAGUCAAACCUCUCGCUUCGCCUUUUCCUCUCUGGUGAAACUUAAAUCUCGGGCGGGAACAAGUUUACAUUUUAGUUUGCCGGUGGAUUUUGUACGGAGUUGGCGAGCUCGGCAAACAAAUAUAUUUGGAGCUAACAGCAUUCUUUACAUUUGUAUAUUGAAAAGAUACCUGGAGCCAGAAGAACAGUUGCGCACGACAGCUAACAGUAACAACGUUUGGUCGAGGAGGAUGAUGAUAUCCAAGGGACAGAAGCGCAAACUCCAUGAUGAUGUCGUGGGGUGCAUGCGUAGCGCCACUUGGGAGAGCCAGCGGCAGUCAGUGCUGGGCAUCUCCCUCGACAAGUACCACCGCGGGAAGGCACUGGUAGAGCCUAGUUUGCGCCGCUCGGUGUUGAUAGCCAACACCCUGCGGCAGAUACACAUAGAAAACAAGCCUCCAUCUGGGCUAGUUAACCUGACAGGACCUGUGCCACCCAUGGUCCCAUCUAACCCCUGCACCCAACGGGAGUCUGGUCUGGGUGUUGUAAACAGUGUCGAGGACAUGGAGGAGGUCUGGAUGUCCUCGGAGAGUGACUUCUCCCUGUCAGCUGCAGUCUCCUCCAUCCUGAAAGAACUAGACUUGGCCGUUGAUGGAGGGCCAGGGCCUCAGGCACCUCAGAGGACACCUUUCAUGUCCAUUGAGAACCUACCUGGAGACGUGGGGUCCAGACAGGCCCCCACAUGGCACUGGAGUUCUGAGUGGCGCCCUGGGGGUUCUAGAACCUCAGAGGGGAUGGCUUUUGGUAGUGUGGAGGAGGUCAUGCAUUCCAGCUACCUGCAUGAUGUGAAACUGGAUGAACUUUUCCAUGACAUUGACACGUCUGUGUUUGACAGGGAGAUGGGGGUCCGAGCUCUCUCUGCUGCAGCCAGUGACGAGCUGCUUAAGUAUUUACCCUCUCUGUCCUCCGUUCCAUCCACUUCGCCCUCUCCCUUCUCCCUCAACCAGAGCUUCAGGGACCUGAAUGAGCUGGAGCACAUCAUGGAAAUACUGGUAGAGUCUUGAUCACCAGAACUUUGAGGAAAUUAUUACAUUAUUAAGAGAACAAGAUGUUGAAAUGUAGUGUUUACUCUGUCCAGUUGAUCACAUGGUUUAAUGACUGAAAUGUGCUGUUUUUAUACAAAAGAAUGAAAGGCUGAAUGAGAGACUAGCCUACUUUUUUAAUUAGUGGUGUUUUAAAUGUUAAAUGUAAUAUCCAUCAUGUCUAGCUAUAUUAAGAGAUUAUAUUGUAAGAUAUUGCUAAUAGCAAAGCAGUUCAGAUUGAUGUCCAAUUAAUUCAUUAGUGGGUAGGAUUGACUCAAACAGUUGGAAUUUUGGAAUACCAUUACAUGCCUCAGGCAUCUAUUGAAGGGAAGAUAGAGGACUGUUUUUAAAUCUGAAAAAAAACUCUUAACCUGAGGGGAAAUGUCUUCUGUGAAGAAAUCCAUUUCAUUGGUAAGUUGUGGGUUAAUGUUGAACACAUUCUCACAUCCUUCAAUAUCACAAAAGUACAUCUACCUUUAUUUAACUAGGCAAGUCAGUUAAGGACAAAUUCUUAUUUUCAAUGACGGCUUAGGAACAGUGGGAUAACUGCCUGUUCAGGGGCAGAACGACAGAUUUGUACCAUGUCAGCUCGGGGAUUUGAACUUGCAACCUUCCAGUUAUUAGUCCAACCAGCCCUAACCACUAGGCUACCCUGCCACCCUAUAAUACUGCAUUGUAUUUGUCAGUAUGUUCUUUAGUAGUAGUCUACUUUGCCAAACCAGUAUGCAUAAUUAGGCUACAUAUUGAGCUGUGCCACUAACUUACAGUUAGCUUCAGCCAUUAGCAAAUACAAAUAUUACCUUAACCUGAGUUACUGGCUGUGAAAUGUCAUGGUGCUUACCAGUAGUUCAAUAUCCGGUUAUAACAGCUGGAGGUAAUAUAGAGGAAUUCCUCAAUUUGGUUCUGUUGUGUGUGUGCAAUGAUGUCUAAGGGGGAAAAUUGUGUUGUUGUUUUUUUGCAGUGACUUGGUUUUUGUAUUAUCCCAAACGAACUUGGCAGUUUCAUCAAUAAGGAUUUCAUUAACGUUUAUUGUGCUGCAUUUUUAUAGAAAAUGUCUAACCAGUGUCAGAAAUGGUUCAAAGGACGAGUUAUUUAUAGAAACUUCAUAUUUAAAUGUUCAGCUAAAUAUGUAAUCUUUAUGUUCCACAAUUGCAGUUUGUUUUAUAUUCUUGUUUAUAUAAUGUAUUUUGGCUUAAUGCCCUGAAAAAGGAAAUUACGGCCCACAUUUUACAAUAAAAGACAUGUAAGUG